Molecule: messenger RNA, 408 nt
Organism: Penicillium malachiteum
Lineage: Eukaryota; Fungi; Ascomycota; Eurotiomycetes; Eurotiales; Aspergillaceae
Exons: 1
Coding region: 1-408 (135 amino acids)
Source: RefSeq, a predicted model, not a curated record
AUGACAACUCGACAACUCGAAAGCCCAAGCCCCUCUCAAGGCUGGAAGUGUCCUGAUUGCGGACUUCCCGGCGUUCGCCUCUCCACAAACCCAGAUGGUUCCAGUGCUGCCCCCAGUCGCGCAUACUACAAGUGCGUUCCAUGCAAUCGCGCUCUGGGCCUUUGCCCCUGCACCACACCCGGUGCCCGAACUACGUCAACGUGCCCCUGUGGCGACUCCGAUGCAGAGUCACCGGGUCUGGAGGAAGCCCCCAAGGGUGUUUCUCUCGUUCAACCCUCCAGGAAGGGAUCGCUCAACCCGCACAACCCUGACCCGGGCUUCGACCAGGACUGGGAGGCAAAUUGCAGCCCAGGCUACAUGGUGUCCCGAUUCCCAGCUACAGGCAUGGAGCUGCUUCCCUGGGGUUGA